This is a messenger RNA of Aspergillus saccharolyticus JOP 1030-1, 2397 nucleotides long. RefSeq lists its product as uncharacterized. The record is from RefSeq and is a predicted model, not a curated record. NCBI's taxonomy places the organism in Eukaryota, Fungi, Ascomycota, Eurotiomycetes, Eurotiales, Aspergillaceae. The transcript has 2 exons. Gene Ontology annotation, molecular function: sequence-specific DNA binding; DNA-binding transcription factor activity. The coding region runs from base 1 to 2397 and encodes 798 amino acids. Gene Ontology annotation, biological process: regulation of DNA-templated transcription.
AUGAGCCCUCAAGGAAUCACUCGCAAACGACCAGCUCCUGGCACAUCCCCUAUCGUUCACCCGCAACUGGGUCCGCUGACGAACUAUUCGCAAAACCCCGGCAAUCAGCUUUCCAACGACCAGUUUCUGCAAUGGGGCCAGAAUCCUUCGUCCAACGUGUCCAGCCCCUCCUAUCCCGAUGCCGCCUCUUACAACCCGUCAACGUACACCACGAACCCAGAUGUCCCGGCUUCCACCGUCACGGCUUCGAACCAGCUUACUCGCCGCCAGACUCCUACUCAAUUGGUCAACCGCAGCCGCGGGUAUGAUCAAACGUCGACGUCGUUUCCCGACCACGGCACUGGCACGGGGGAAUCCGGAGGAUGGGGGGAGAGCCUGAACGAGUUAUAUGAGCGCGCGAUGGUCGCAAAGAGAGAAGUGCAGGCUAAACGGAAACAGAUCCCGCCUUUCGUUCAGAAACUGAGCAGUUUUCUGGAUGAAUCAAAAAACACUGAUCUGAUUCGGUGGUCUGACGAUGGCAACUCAUUUAUUGUGAUGGAUGAAGACGAAUUUGCAAAGACGUUGAUUCCGGAACUAUUCAAACACAACAACUAUGCCUCUUUCGUCCGCCAGUUGAACAUGUACGGCUUCCACAAGAAAGUUGGACUCUCCGACAAUUCGAUGCGCGCGAGUGAACGGAAGAACAAGAGCCCCAGUGAAUAUGCGAAUCCCUACUUCAAGCGCGGCCACCCAGACUUGUUGUGGCUGAUCCAAAAACCGAAAAAUGCAGCCGGGCAGGGUAGCAAAUCAGGAAAAGGCAAUGUGCGGGUGAAGACGGAAGAGAUCGAGGACAAUGAGAACGACGAGUAUGGCGAUGAUGCUUUGGGUCCCGCACGAGAGGAUCGAUCGCGCAACCGCCAGCUGUCCUUGAUCACGGGAAGUCUCAUGCCCAAGGAUCAGCUCGCCGGGGUGUAUAGAGAGUUACAAGCCAUCCGCCAACAACAGCAAGUGAUCUCCAACACUAUCACCAAACUGCGGAGAGAACACGAGCAGCUGUAUGCGCAAGCAGCCAACUUUCAGGAGCAGCACACCCGGCACGAGAACUCCAUCAAUGCGAUCCUUACAUUCUUGGCGACCGUCUACAAUCGGAGCCUUCAAGGGCAGGAAGGGCCGCAGAAUCUGGCAAGCUCGUUUGCUGGUGCCAUCUCACAAGAGCAAGGUAAUAUCGUUGACAUGGACGACUACUCGCUCGGGUCUCUGGGGCCUACAAACAUGACCAGCCCAACUGGGCCGCGCUCGCUGAAAAAACAGCAGCUCUUGCUCAAGGCGCCUCCGGGGGCAGACCGUCCGGGUCGUGCAACGACCUUGUCCCCCGCCUCUACCACAUACGACCACCCACACUCGCGCGGCCAUGGUCGGCAAGCCAGCGCCUCCCAGCCGGGUCACGUCGAGGAGGUGUAUGACAACAGUCCUCGUCAGAAGGAGGCGCAGCCGCCUCCGGGGUCCCAUGUUCCCCAGCGGGACAUCAUGUCAGUCAUUCAGAAUUCCAAUGCACGAAGCGGCAUGCCCACCAAUUUUGCCGAUUUUCCAAACGUGCUGUCAUCACUUGAGACGUCGGGCGGUAAUUCGCCGCUUACGCCCAGCCAACGGGCAGAUAUGCUUCGACUCAUGGCCCACGAGACAGGCUCCGGCGGAGUCAAUGGUGCAUCAUCUCCCAAUAACGCCUUGGUCACACCGACGCCUCCCCCAAUGCCACACAAUUACUCUGGCCGGCUGGCCAACACACGAGCGGAAAUUGACAACCUGGUCAAAAUGCAGGCCGAGCAAGAUCGCUCCGUGCAGAACCUGACCAACCUCCUACAGCCCCUCAGCCCUACAGGCACCAUUCCAGGAAUCAGCAUAGAUGGCAGUGCGCCCCCUCCCCCACUUGACCUUGAUACUCUCUUCAAUAACGAUUACUUCACGGACAUUGGAGAUUUGGACCAUAAUAAAGCUGGUUUAGGGUAUGGCAAUCCGGCCGGGUCCGUGCCAGCCACAACCGGGGCCGACCCGGUGGUCACCGCCGGUCCCGACGAUGGUGGGAUCAAGGACGCGAACGAACUGUUCGACUUUGAGAACCUCCCCGCCGACAAUGAUCUCUUCGGUGCAGCCAAUGGCCCGGCACACGAUCCGAGCUUCUAUCAUGGAUUUGACGGGGCCGGUUACGGCGGGAAUGACCUCCACGCCAGCCUCGGACCGGAGGGGCAGCUGUCAAAUGGGAAAGAUUCGAAUAGAAUUGAGUCCUUGCCCGACAGCGAUGCGACCAGCCCCGCCAACACCGUGGACGAGAGCAUCCAGUACGGUGGGCUAGACACGAGCAACGAUGCUCAGGGAGGUAAGGGUCUCGGUAGCGGCGUGAAACGGCGCAAGAAGGCUUGA